Hippocampus comes (tiger tail seahorse) is the source of this 3265-nucleotide messenger RNA. It is a transcript of the gene hsf2, whose product is annotated as heat shock transcription factor 2. Gene Ontology annotation, biological process: regulation of DNA-templated transcription. The transcript is spliced from 12 exons. The coding region runs from base 84 to 1655 and encodes 523 amino acids. NCBI's taxonomy places the organism in Eukaryota, Metazoa, Chordata, Actinopteri, Syngnathiformes, Syngnathidae. The record is from RefSeq and is a predicted model, not a curated record. Gene Ontology annotation, molecular function: DNA-binding transcription factor activity; sequence-specific DNA binding.
GCCCCAAAGCACUUGAAACGGAAGUUGUAAGAGCCUCGUCCACAAAAACGGUAAACAAUCGCAUCCCCUCGCCAAAAUCGCGGAUGCUUUGUGAAAAUCAUUCAGGUUUCGAGAUGAAACACAACUCGAACGUCCCGGCUUUCCUCACCAAGCUGUGGACGCUGGUCGAGGAUGCGGACACCAAUGAACUUAUUUGCUGGAGUCAGGAGGGCAAUAGCUUCCUAGUGCUGGAUGAGCAGCGGUUCGCCAAGGAGAUUCUCCCCAAGUUCUUCAAGCACAACAACAUGGCCAGCUUCAUCAGGCAGCUCAAUAUGUAUGGAUUCCGUAAAGUGAUGCACCUCGACCAAGGCAUCGUCAAGCAGGAGAGAGACGGUCCUGUGGAGUUUCAGCAUGCUUGCUUCAAACACGGACAGGAUGACCUGCUGGAGAACAUCAAGAGAAAGGUCUCAAAUACACGUCCCGAGGAAACGAAGAUUCGACAAGAAGACCUGUCCAAGAUCUUGGCCAGCGUUCAGAGCGUUCACAGCAAGCAAGAAAACGUCGACAUCAGGCUAGCAACCCUGAAGAGGGAGAAUGAAACUCUGUGGACUGAGAUUUCGGAUUUGAGACAGAAGCAUGCCCACCAGCAACAGCUCAUCAAGAAGUUGGUACAUUUCAUCGUCACACUGGUACAGAACAACCACCUGUUGAAUUUAAAGCGCAAAAGGCCAAUUCUCAUGAACAGCAACGGAAAGAAGGCCAAAUAUUUCCACGAGAUCUACGAUGACAAAGUGUGUGUGGAGCAGUCGCCCGUCAGCAGUCGGAAUAGCGUGAAGGCAUCCGAGGCGUUAGAUGACGUCAUCAUCUGUGACUUCACCGAGAACAACGUAGAGCGGGCCACCGACCUCGCAGACGGGUCGCCCAGAAACAACGAGCUGUGUGAUGUCGAAAUAGUGGAAGUGGAUCUGGACGCCUGCCCGGUGCUGGAAGCCGAGGCGGAGGCCGGCGCCGCCUGCGUCGAAGAUGUCAAAGAGGGCGAAGCGGCGGGACAGGCGAGGAGCGCCGCGUCGGACGGCAACGGACCGACCGGCGGCGCUCUUCAGCUCAAUAAAGCGUCCGGUCCGAGUCUGGAAGACCACGUCAAGAUGAUGGACUCCAUACUCAAGGAAAAUGGAGCCAUCUCGCAGAAUAUCAACCUCCUUGGCAAGCUUGAGCUCAUGGACUAUUUGGACAGCAUCGACUGCAGUCUGGAGGACUUUCAGGCUAUGCUUUAUGGGAAACCGGGCCUCGACGUUGAUCCCUUUGAGGAGAGCGCGUCCUCCAAACAAAUCCCGACACAAGUCGACAGAGGCAAGCAGGUGGAAAACCACACAGACAAGCAGCUGAUCCAGUACACUUCCUGUCCCCUGUUGGCCUUCCUCGAUGGCUGCGCCGCCCCUGCGGAAUUGGAGCUGGGCGGGGGGAGCGGCGCCUCGGCCUCAGCCGCUUACGUGGGCUCGGAGCCUCCGUCGGAGCUGAUGGACGGCGGUGUGGAGUCGAGGCGACCCGGUCGCAGCUCCCUCGUCCGCCUGGAGCCCCUCACGGAGGCCCAAGCCAGCGAAGAAACCCUUUUCUACUUGUGCGAACUGAGUCCGAGCGACCCCGACGCCAUCUGCCCCGAAAUGGACGGAGUGUGAGCGCCGAGGCCACAGUGUCGUUUUUGCCCCCCCGACUCCGCGUGGGCUCCCCUCUCGCUGCAGUUUUGCGACUUCACCGGCAAGGCGUCUACACUGAACCGGUUUACGGACAGAAAUGAAUAAGCUGAUUUGUUUUUGUUGUUUUUUUUUUUCAAAAUCUAAUUACUGUAGCGUGUUUCGUGAAACUGUUGCCGUGUCAAAAUUUGCACUUCUACUACCGGCACACAACGGCGAUAUAUGUUGAGUUAAAUGUCACCUCUGUUUCCCCCCCCCCGUUCCUGGAGGUUGAGCCUCCAACGCGCUUUUGGCUGCGACCACGAACCAACUAGCUUGCCGCGCACAGUCCACAAACGGGGCAUUUAUCGCUUUUAGAAGCCGGCCGGGGGCUAGUCUUGCGCUCUUACGAAAGGGAAGCCUUUUCUGUCGCGCGUGCGUUGAAACGUUCAACGGGUUUGUUUUUGAUAUGAAUUGUUUUCAGCUUUUGUUGAGUGGAAGCACAUGAAAGUCUGGCACAGACUGCGGCCGGUGUAAAUGCGCACGUGUCCAUGCAAAAGAUCACUACAAGACACCAGUGUCUCGAACACCGAUAAUAUGCUUUCCUGAGCACAUAGGCUGUAUGAAAUAUAACUGUAUUUAUUCUCGUUUGAUUUUUUUUUUUUUGUUCUUGUCAUUUUCUGUCUUUUCCACAACACUCGUCAUAAAGCGACAUUCCUGAUGUUAGCGUCACAGUCGGCACGCUUCCCUUUGAGUUCCCUUGGACUUGUUUUCCCCCCAAAUUCUUGGCAACUGGAACAAAGCUAAUUUAAUGAGCGCUUGGGAUAUGAACCACGAAACAAGCUCUCGGUUUCCUGCGUGAUUCCGAUUAGAAAAACAAUGGCGUCUUGUACCAAUGGCGUGUGCAGAGCUGCGUAAAGGAUGUGCACUGUAUGAGAGCUGAGAUCCAAUAGAUAGAGCUGCAUCUUGAAUUUCACGUUAACGGAUUAUUUUUGUGACAGUAUUCCAGGUGAAUGCUGUCAAAUCUACAAGAUGAAGAAACAAUGGACCGGUUAAAUAGAGCAUAGCGCGUGAGCAGCAUGAUGAUGGCAUCGAAUGCCUGAUACCGGUCAUUUAAUUUUCGACUUUAAAAAUUUAACACUACAGCGAUGAUCCGCUGAGUCAACAUAUUUCUAGAAGUGUUGGCAGUUUCAAUUUUUUAAAAUGAGCAUUUGUCCUCGAGGCCGAAUUUCAGUAUAUAGCUCUUCUAUCGGAUCUCAGUACAUAAGUCCAAUGCGCGUAUGCGUGUGACCUCAUGACCUCAGGAGUUUUUUUUUUUUUUUGACUCAAAAGAUACAUGUCCAAGUUGUCAAGAAAGAAAUGGGAAGCUUGUUUGCUUUUAGAGCUUUGGGGAGAAUGUUGGGAACUGACCGCUUGUUUUUGGCCUCCCAAGUGGAUCAGAUGUCUGUUAAGCUCUUUGGUGUCCACCGUUUUCAACGUGGGAUCAAAAAUGUCUCAUCACUGAUUUAAAAGUGCCUGCGCCCUGAGUUCAUUUCCCUCAUAAGCAUCUGUUCCAUCAGAUGGCUCUUUGUUGUUACAAAACCUUGCAGUCGAAUUAAAGUCUGGUGAAACUAAAA